AUGCCGCCACGCAAGAAAAAGGACGCUGCGCCUGCCUCCCCUGCCUUGGAUGGCCUGCACAUAGCUAUCAGCGGCUCCAUCCCCCGCCGUACGCAACCCACAAUUGAGAAGAAUUUCAUUGUGCCAUUGGGUGCUGUUCUGGACAAAUCUGUCUCGGAUUCCACUACUCAUCUCGUGUCUAGCACGGCUGACUUCAAUAAGCCAUCAACUAAAGUCAUCGCUGCUCGAACUAAGGGCAUUCCGAUUGUCACAUUCGAGUGGCUAGAAGAUUGUCUUGAUAGACAGAAGCACAUGAAUGAGAAGGCCUACACUUUGCCUCAGAAUGAUACUGCCUCUGCCACUACUACCGACAAUGCUGACGGUAUUGACGUCUCUAUCCGAACCCGGGGCACUCGCAAGCGACAAGCACCGGAGACUGGUGGUGGCGACACCCAACCUCCACAAGCCAAGAAGGGCAAGGGCAAGGCUACGCCUGAAAUCGAUGAACCCGAAGAGCAAGAACCCAAGGUUGCCGAGGCUCAAAUAGCGAAGUCUCUGGAUGUGAAGAUCCCCCUCGAUGAAGUUGCCGACCAGCAAUAUUACAACUACGAUGUGUAUAUCGAUGGCAGUGGUAUCAUUUAUGACGCCUCGCUCAAUCAAACCAACGCAAAGAACAACAACAACAAGUUUUAUCGCGUCCAGCUACUGCGUUCUGCUACUGGCGACUACAAAACGUGGACUCGGUGGGGUCGUGUAGGCGAGCGUGGCCAAUAUAGCGCCCUCGGGUCUGGCUCAUUAGAUGACGCCCUGAAAGUAUUCAGAGAGAAGUUCAAAUCCAAGUCAGGGUUGGCAUGGGAAGAUCGUGGCGAGCAGCCGAAACCUGGCAAAUAUGCCUUCAUUGAAAAGUCUUAUGAACCCGAUUCGGAAGAGGAAAAUGAUGCGGAUGAAGCCGAAACGAAAGUGAAAAAAGAGGACGAGCCAGAAUCGAGGUUGCCAAGACCCGUUCAGGAUCUGAUGCAGCUUAUAUUCAACCAGGAGUAUUUCACAAACGCCAUGUCGGACCUCAACUAUGAUUCCAAAAAGUUGCCUCUGGGUAAACUCAGUAAAGCAAUGAUUACUCGAGGCUUUCAGACACUGAAAGAUCUAUCAGCUUUGAUAGAUGACCCAUCUCUCGCAGCUUCCCAGUACCUCACCACCGUCAAUGACGCAUGUGAGCAGCUAUCGAACCUUUACUUCACUGUUAUCCCUCACAACUUUGGGCGCAACCGACCACCGGUUAUCCAGCUCCAGUCAGAGCUAAAGAAAGAAAUAGAACUUCUAGAAAGCUUGGGAGAUAUGAAGGCCGCGGAACUCUUGAUGAAGGGUGAUAGAAAAGAGGAUCUCAAUGAGAUUGAUCGCCAAUUCCGAGGGCUAUGUCUGAAUGAGAUGACACCACUCAAUCAAAAGAGCCAGGAGUUUUCCCAAUUGAGCAACUACUUAAUGAAUACCCGAGGUCAUACUCAUAAUGCUCGGUUCCAGAUACAACAAAUCUUUCGCAUCGAGCGCGACGGGGAGUUCAACAGAUUUGAUGCAUCGCACAAAACUCUCCGUGAUCGACGUCUUCUAUGGCACGGUUCGCGUUGCACCAAUUUUGGUGGCAUUCUAAGUCAAGGUCUUCGGAUCGCGCCACCAGAGGCUCCAGUCUCGGGCUACAUGUUUGGAAAGGGUAUAUACUUGGCCGACAUGUCCUCAAAGUCUGCUAACUACUGUUGUUCAUACAUCUCUCAUGGGCAAGCGCUUCUACUUUUAUGCGAAGCAGAGCUCGGCGAUCCCUUACAGGAAUUGACCCAAUCUUCUUACAACGCUGACGAGACCGCCAAACAAAAUAACAUGUUGUCUACUUGGGGACAAGGUAGUACAGGGCCUAAUCUCUGGAAAGAUGCAGAAUGCGUUCAUCCAUCCCUGAAGGGCGUGAAAAUGCCCGAUACGACUGUUACGCCAGGCCCGACCAACAUUCCAAACGCAUAUCUUCAGUACAACGAAUACAUCUGUUAUGAUGUGUCACAGGUACGACUGAGAUAUCUUUUCCGAAUUAAGAUGUAG
Molecule: messenger RNA, 2061 nt
Organism: Xylaria bambusicola
Lineage: Eukaryota; Fungi; Ascomycota; Sordariomycetes; Xylariales; Xylariaceae
Product: poly polymerase catalytic domain-containing protein
Exons: 6
Coding region: 1-2061 (686 amino acids)
Molecular function (GO): NAD+ poly-ADP-ribosyltransferase activity
Source: RefSeq, a predicted model, not a curated record